Molecule: messenger RNA, 428 nt
Organism: Liolophura sinensis
Lineage: Eukaryota; Metazoa; Mollusca; Polyplacophora; Chitonida; Chitonidae
Exons: 3
Coding region: 9-368 (119 amino acids)
Source: RefSeq, a predicted model, not a curated record
AGCAAGAGAUGCACGCUGUCCUGUUAGAGGAAGUAGCACGAGCAUUCACUGAUCGUGAUGUGGGCCUAACGACUGCGUCAGAGAGUCAGGAAGAGUUGUUGAUUUAUCUAACCAAUCACGUGGGAUCUGACCCAGCCAGUGACAGUGAUAACUCUGAUGUGGGUCUCGGCAUGGGACUCUAUAUGCUGUCGCAAGUGUCUCGCUUGCAGAGGACAAGCCAAGAAGACUACGAACAAGAGCUGGAGGAGAGAAUGGCAAACUUCGGCUUCACUGAGGGGGAUGUAGAAGAGUUGAUGUGCCAAGGGAUCAUGCCCUGGGACGACUGUGCAUCGGCGGCCAUUGCUGUCCUUCACGGCGGCUACUACUGACAUUGACGUCAUCCACGGCGACUGCUAUUGACGUCAUCCAAGGCGACUAUAUUUGACGUC